ACAUUUUCACAUCUUUUAUUGUUUACCAUUAAAGCUGCUGACUCAAGCUGCUUAUCAUGAGCAUCCUUUAUUUGAUAAGAUGGGCCUAGUUCUUAAAAAGCGUCCAUGUUCAUGCUGUUCAACAUGGUAUAAACGGUGACGUUGGAUCGGUGGUGAAUUGACUAAUUAUAUACUAUUAUUUGACGGAGCAACAUGGGAAUCGUUCUUUUGUCUCAUUCCACACUUGUAUAGUAUUAUAAAAACAUACAAGUUGCAAGUAUUCACCAUUAAUACUCAUCCAAACACAACUCUCUCUCUCUCUCUCAAUCUUGAGUACAGAAAUAAAGUUGAAUGGCAGCCAAAUCCAAGACUCUUCAGGUGAUCGGGAAGCACUUAGUUAACAGCCUCCGUUCAUGCGCUUUCCCACGCGCCGUCGCAUCUGAUCUUUCCGUUUCUCGUGUAUUGCUUAACAGGAAUGGUCACACAUCAGCGUAUGAUAAGAACGUAGAGGAAGAAUUGCAACCGAGUAAAGUGCCUGAUGAAUUGAUAAAGUCCGAGUCUGACAAAUAUUGGUCUCCUCAUCCUCAGACCGGUGUCUUUGGACCUUCCUCAUCCUCCACCACCGACAUGGCCGACGAGAAGCUUUCUCGCGGUAGUCAAGAGGACUCCGGAAUGGAGGAGAAAGCUUGGUUCCGUCCAACAAGCCUCGAGGAUUUUGACAAGACUCACCACUCCUAGCAAACAAACUCUUUCCUUUAUGUUAUGUGUGUUUCCGGAGUGUUGUACUAAAAUUUGACGUCGAAUUAUUAUGUUGCAAUAGCAGCCUAAACUUUCGGUGUUAUGAUGUUAUAUGAAUGUGAUUUGUUGUUGUAACGUUUGUUGGACAAAUUGGCCCUCUUUAGAGAAUGAUGUUAAUCAACCACAAGCGAGUAGCUAAUUGAAGUUAUAAACGAGUGAAUAUCACCCUAACAAUUGAGUAUACAAAAUCCGAUGUCGUCCAGCGGUUAGGAUAUCUGGCUUUCACCCAGGAGACCCGGGUUCGAUUCCCGGCAUCGGAGCUUUUUAUAAAAUAUCAGAAAACGAAGACUAUGCAAUUUACGCUUUUAGAUGGGCUUUACAGUUCAUGGCCCAUAACUAAAUGCUAAGUAACUGUAUUUUUCCGGUAUCCUUUUUGGGAAUAUUACUUGCAUUUUAUGGCAGAUACAAUAUUAGUAACGAGGCGGGAGUUUACCUCCAUGUCUGUGUUGUUAGAUCACUAUUCUGAUUUGUGUUUAAGCCAUCUUCGUCAUUGUUUGUGGUUUCGUUGAACGCACAUAGAUUCUGUUCUCUUACUCAAUAUGCAUUUGCAGGAGUUUCACCACUAAUGCUUUGUUUAUGUGAUUCUUUUUUUUUUGUUUUAUAAUUUUACAGGUUGACGGUUUUGAAGAAUACUUGAAUCGGUCAGACUCCAAUGUUCUUCAGUCGCCAACCAGUGUAGCAAAGCUGCCUCCAAAUACGGCAGUUAGAACAACUCGAAGGAAGACAUCAGUAAAAGCUGAACCUCAGCCAUCAUCGUCACAGUUGGUGAACCGUUCUUGUCGUUUGGCGAGCAAGAAGUCUCUUGAUGGAGAAAUGGACCAAGAAAAUGUUGCUCAAGAAGCUAAGACCAACAAUGUCAAGUUUGAAGCCAAUGUGGCUAAAACUCAUGCAGCACGGAGCACAAGGAAAGCUCCAGGAGCUACUUCUUGUAGCAGCAAAGUUUUGGAGAGUAAGAAGGGUGAAUUGGUUCAGUCGGCGUACAACACAAGGAGAUCAGCCAGGCUGCUAGAGAAAUGUAUGGCUGACCUGAGUUUGAAGACUACAGAAACUUUGGGUAAACCUGAGAAUAUUGAAAAAACAGAACAAAAAGUAUCUGCACAGGAGAAUAGUCCAGCUGGUUAGUUAGAUACAAUGCCUUUUCUCUCUUGCAAUGCUUCUGAUCAGGUGAACUGGUUGGUAUAUAAUGCGUUUUGAAUACAAUCUCAAAUUAAGAGUAUCUCCAAAAGUAACUUUAAAACUUCAAAUAUAAGGUUUUAUGUACUCCAAGAGCAACCUCAAAACCUCAAAUUAUAAGGUUUUGUACAGUAAAAUCUCAAAUAUAAAAUUUUACUAUACAAAAGCUUAUAUUUGAGGUUUCAUAUUUUGUUGGUCCUUGUACUUGUAUGUCUUUUGAAUAGUCUUGACAAUUUUUUUGUUUAUCAUUUUAGUCUAUACAAUUUUAUAUCUUCUAUAUAUUUUAUAUAUAUAUAUAUACAUUUAUUAAUUUAAAUAAAUAUAUGAUCAUUUAUCACUUCAAGAUGCACUAAUUAAUCAUAUAUUGGAGAAUUAUUGAAAUAAUACUAAUGAAUAAUUAUGUAUUUUAAGAAAAUGAUUUCGUUUCUAAGUCUUUUAUUUAUAUGUAAUUUGCUAUUAUAAUGUAAUAGUUUAUUAAUCAAUAUUUUUUAUAAUAUUUUUAUUGUAUGUUUUUAGUUGUUAUAAAAGUUUAUGUUUUAUUUGAUUUUUUCAAAAGUAAAAAAUAUAAUGUAAAAAUCUAAAACUUAUAAGGUUCGUUUUAUAGUUUACCACCGGAGAAGAGCACAUUCAAACCUCAAAUAUAAGGUUCAACAAACCUUAAAUAUAAGAGCACCAUUAGUGGGAAAUAUCUUUCCUAGAGUACCUCAACCAUAUUUUAUUAUAAUCAUCAGUUAUAAGUUUAAUUAAAUUUUAAUUUUAGAAAAACAUAAACCACUUAAAUAUUGACACCUGAAACCAAAAUCUUUUACAUUGUUUUGAACGCUUCUUCCGGCAGAGAUGUCUUGCAAGUUUUCUGUCACUCUUCCUUAUUUUUUUAUUUUUAUUUAUUAUUGUAAUGCGUAGAGACUGUGAAAGAGACUCCCACUGCACCUGCCCUAAAGUUGCUCUCGGAGAUGCUCUAAAGAACAAAAACUAGGAAAGAUCUUCAAUAGGUUCGGUCUCGAUAACUCGAAAAUCGAAAUUCACUGUGGAUGAAAAGAACUGUGUUUGGUAUAACGCAAGCUCCGUGUAUUUGCCAUGAACUGAAGGAAGUGAAUUGAGGAAUGUUAGUAGUCUGGGCCGUAGGCCUAACAGAGAAUUGCAUAAUGGUAGCUAUAAACUUUUUGCAUUUAUCCACGGGAUAUAUAUACCAGUUAGAAUUUAUCUAAAUUGUGUUUGGAGGUUCUAGGGUUUCUUAGUUACUUCACGACAUGACCGAACAGCAGUCUUCGCCGCCCAUGAAAAUCCAGGACGUGGAUGAGGAGGAAGACGACAGAUAUAGUGAUACACAUGACCCGUAUCCACUGGAUCCUAUGCCCGAGUGGGACGUGGACAGCUACGAAGGUCGUGAGUAUGAAUCAGAUCCAGAUCAUCGUGAGCUUUUCUCUGACGAGGAACGUUAUGAGCAAUACCGUCUCGACAAACGUAAGGCUUUCCAUAGUAAGGGUUUCAUCUAUAUACCUCUUAGCGGAAGCUACCCAAUUAAAGAUCUGGAGGAGAUAGGGUAUGACAACAAGACUAAUCGGGAGAAAAUGACAAAUCUUACUAACUUGUGUAUUAAGAAACUCAACGAGACAAAGGGAAAAACAGUUGAAUUUGUUCAUAUAGUGAGAGUUUUUAAACGUUGGGCGGCUGCAUGGAAAUCUUCCAUAACGUUUAUGGCUCGGGAGUCUCCUAAUGGACCUCUUGUAGAGUACCAGGCCAAGGUGGUGACAUUUCCAGGGGACAGUAAAGCUCCUAUUCCCAUCCUCUGCAGACCAAGUCCUAUAGACACUCACCUAUAUUGAUCAGUGUUUGCAAAUUGGUAUAUUUGUAUUGUGAUGUAAAAUGUGUCGACUUCUAGCCUCAGUCACUGUUUCUUUAUUUUUAUGAACCUAUAUGGCAGUGUUUGUUUGUGUAAGCUAUAUGACGUUUGGUAGAAUCAUUCAGGCUAUACUGAAUUUUUAUAUAUGCUAUCUACUUUUCUAAUUUGUGCAGAGUCCUAAUUAAAAACGAUGACAAGGUCUAAACUUUAAGAAUAGACUGAGUAGCAUAUCUUUUCCAUUUUUAUUAUAAUAAUAAGAUAAAAUAUGAUCAUCACGCAGACAAAGUUUGAGUAGUUAAGAUUAUAUAUCCAUGAAUUGAAAAGAAAACCACCACAGUAAGAAGAUAAUUAAAAUAUGUAAAAAGAACAACUAUAAUAGGUCCAAUUUAACGAUCCAUAUCAGAACUACUUCACCAAUUCACCAACGUAAAAGAUAGGGCAUGUCUUUUCGAUGAUGAUCCUUCCAUACCCAUUGAUACCCCAGAUCGUACCCCAUGUGUUUUGCACAAUGAAAAACAGCUUGUUAUCCUUUUUUUUUUUUUUUUUUUUUUUGCUAAACUGUGAAUAUCAUAAAAUGAAAGUUUAGGGUUACAAGAGCCUAAGAGUGUUACCUUGGCAAAAAAGAAAUAAAAAACAAGGUAUACACAUGAUUGUUAGAUCAGAAAGUUGCAACUAUCUAAUCCAAAUUUGCAUAAGAGUAGUGAAUUUCCUCCUAUGUCUUCUCGCACUGAUGGCAUUACGGAUAUCCCUAUCUAUGGUGGCGAAUGUUGUCUGCUGCGGGGAGAAUCCAGUGAGAUGAACUGCCGAGUUGCGCUGUCUCCAGAUAUUGUAGAUCAUGGACUGAGUCGCUAGCUUGAUAUCCUUUGUCCUCCCAUGACCAACGAUGAUCAAAGGGUGCCUGUUCAUCCCUUCUCGCGGUUCAUGCACGAUGUAGAUCUCCUAUUUUAUGUAUGCCCACAUAAAUAAAUUAGUUUUGUAAUUAUUGUCAUCUUUGGCCUAUUGUAAAACAUAAAUCACUACUUCACUUACAUUUUUUUUUUUUUUUUGAAACACUCUUCACUUACAUUCUUAAGUUCACGAAACUUGUCAUCUACAUCAACACUAAUCCCGAUAAGACCGUGAGGGACCAGUAGUCCUUUGAUGUCUGCAGGAGUCGCGUUGGGUUUGGUAAGAAAUAUCGCCUUGAGUUUAUUCAUCUGCAAAUCAAUAUAAUGUCACAAUAGUAAGUCAAAACUUAUACUUACUAAGCGACUUACUUAGGAGACACAUAUUUUAUUAGACAAACAUAUCUGUAUAGUGGAUUUACAUAAGAAUUUAAUUUACUUUAGUUUAUAUACCUGUGUUCCAUAGUCUCUUUCGAUUCCCACAUUGAGAAUGUAAUCAAUGGCCCUUUUUAAAGAAGAAAUUUCUUCUUUAGUUUCUUUUGGGCCCCUGGUUCCUUUGCUUCAUUCAUCCCCAAUAUCACAUAUUUGACAAGAGAUUUGAUUGACAAAUAUGUUUGCUGAGCAACUACACUUAGAUCAUCCGCAAUGGAAAUCCUUAAGGAGGAAUCCUUAGAGAAAAAAUAAUUAAAUAAUCGGUAGAUCCCAUCAAAAGUUAAGGAUUCAAUCCUUAAAAUUCUUAAAUAAGGACUCUUUCUUAGAGCAACAUUAUCGGACAAAAGUCCUUAGAAUCUUUUUUCUUUUUUUUUUAAUUUUUUUUUUCUUUUAAGUUAACCAAUCGCGGGCCACCACGUGUCGUGGGGCCCGCAAACAGUGCAGAGGACGCAUCAAGGACGUUCCUUAUUUAACGACUUCUCUCCUUUGUCCCUUCUUGGUUUUGCCAAAUUGUGGUCCCCCCUCCCCUAAGGACACCAACAAGGACGACCGAUAAUGUUGGUCUUAGUGAAUCUUUGUACUAUUUGCGGGUCCCGACGACAUGUAGCGACCCGCGAUUGGUUAAUAUUUAUUUUUUUAUCUAAAAAAGAAAAAAAAAUAAUAAUACAUACAAAAUCAAAAUACACUUUAUUUAAGGACUCCUCUUUGAGUAACACCAUUGCGGGUGCUCUUAUAUCUUUGUUGUGGAAGAACUGCAAAAUUCUAACUAAAGCCCAAGCCCAGCAAUCAUCUACAAUUACAACACAUAUAAUACAUGCUUAUUAGUUAUGUAGUUUCAGUCUCAAACAUCCCUUAAUCACAUAAGUAUACAUAUUAUUAACAAAUUUUUAUUAUUUAAAAUCAUUAAUUGUCAUAUAUAUCUUAAUCACAUUAGGUAAUUCCGUAAGUUUUAUUUAAGAAAAGAAUAUAUAAUAAUUUCAAUUUGAUAAAUGAAUGAUCUAUAAUGAAUAUACUAAAUAAUAUAACAUUCACUGACAAUUUAAUUUUGGAUUAACAAAAUUCUCAACUGAUUCUCAAGCCGUCACGUAAGCAAAAUUAGCAUUCUAAUUAUGUGACAACUCAACAUAAAACUUUUUUAAUUAGUACAAAUUACAUUUUAUAAAUUUUUCAAUGUUUCACUAUUAAUAUAUAAGAGAUUUAUCAUACAUUAUAUGUGUGGAAAAGAAAGCACAAUCAGGCCAUUAAUGCAGGUAGAAAAUGCGGAAUUGACCGUUGACUUGUAAAAAAUGCAGAAUUGACCAUUGACUUGUAGAAAAUGCGGAAUUGACCAUUGACUUCCUUUUCAUAUUAUGGUUAAUAUAUUACUCGUUUUAAGAAGAUGCAAAAAGGGAGCAAAACUGAAUGCAUGAACGUUAAUUAUUUAGUGAAUCACUUUUGAAAAGUCGAGAGUUCAUAUCUUUUAAUAUAUACCACCCUAAAGAUAUAGAACAAAUCAAUAAUCAAAACAAUGAAACGCAUCUCUUGCUUUUUGAUUGUCAUUGCAUUGUGUGCUGAGUUGAGUAACGGAGCGUUGUUUCCGAAGGACUCUGUACAUUUUAACAACUCUCUUCAACCAAACAACAUUCUCAAGGUCCAUUGUAUCACGGACGAACAGGAUCUAGGCGAUCAUUUGUUGAAUCCUGGACAAACCUAUGAUUUCAGUUUUCAUGAAAGUAUUUUCAGGACUGAAGUCAAUUGUGGCUUAUGGCAGGGACCUGGUUUCAAGUACUAUGCAUUGUUUAGGGCAUAUGAUGGUGGUAUCAUUCUCCAUUUUGGUAAGAACAACUUUUGGGAUGCAAGAGAAGAUGGUAUAUAUUUCACACAUGAUUCAACUCCUCCCACAUUAAAGUACAGGUGGGCAGCCCAUGUCCUUACACCAACUCAUUAAAAUUGGAAAUAAAUAUAUGUAACCCAACAAAAUAAAGUGGACUUUCGAUC
This is a messenger RNA of Brassica rapa (field mustard), 7086 nucleotides long. RefSeq lists its product as uncharacterized. Lineage: Eukaryota; Viridiplantae; Streptophyta; Magnoliopsida; Brassicales; Brassicaceae. The record is from RefSeq and is a predicted model, not a curated record.